Messenger RNA from Salvia hispanica, 936 nucleotides. Its product is annotated as sulfate adenylyltransferase subunit. Lineage: Eukaryota; Viridiplantae; Streptophyta; Magnoliopsida; Lamiales; Lamiaceae. The record is from RefSeq and is a predicted model, not a curated record.
GAAGUGGAGACUGGAGAGUUGUGAACAAUGGCGCAAAUACUGAGUCUUCCUCCACUACUCCCAGCUUGUAGAAAUCGAAAUCCAGCUCUGCUCAAAACCGCCACUUCCACCAGUUCAAACCACAGCUGGAGCUCUCUCUCGCAUUCUCUCAAUUGCAACGCCAGGUUUUCUUGCCUCUUCUCCGAUAAUCGCAAACAGGACCAGGCUCGAAAAGCCUUAGAAAGUGCCCUUGGUGGCAAGAAAGCGGAGUUGGAGCAAUGGGAUAAAGAAAUUAAAAGGAGAGAGGAAGCAGGUGGAGGAGGAAAUUCUGGGGGAGGUGGUUGGUUUGGAUGGCGUAGGUGGUUUGGUGGAUCCGAUGAUGGUCAUUUCUGGCAGGAAGCACAGCAAGCAAGCCUUACAAUUUUGGGCAUUCUUGUCAUUUAUCUGCUCGUGGCCAAAGGAGAUGUGUUGCUUGCUGUCAUUUUCAAUCCUCUGUUGUUUGCUUUGCGAGGGACACGGUCUGUAUUUGCCUUCUUGACAUCAAAGAUUACAAAUCAAAGUGGGCAAAACUUUGGCACUCCACAAGAGGAAGUGGUUGUACAUGUUUCUGCAAAAGAGCGAGUAGUGGGAAAAUGGGGAAGCAAUUGAUUUUAUUCCAGGAGCAGCCGGUGAAGAUCUUUCUUCAGAACACAAGCCUGCACGGCCGCACCAAUCGUGCUAUAGAAUGUGACUAUGAAGAAGACGAACAAACACGGGGCGAAGCAGUCUGGAUUGUGCAAGGUCAUAGUUUUGAUUUCUAAUCUAUGUGACGAUACUUAAGUUCAUAUUCAAGUUUUACUUUUGUGAUAGGUCUGUAGUUUUGUUGCGACAUAAGACCCUCCAUGUGAGAAUAUGCUGGCCACAAAAUGGAGAAAUCGUGCCCCAUUACUCCUAACAUAAAAUCAUGGGUUGGAAUUA